UCGUCACUUCCUUUCCAGUGCAACAUGAACUUGUACCUCUGGAGGUCUUGUGCUUGGAUUUCCUACAUUCCUUUCCUUUUACCAUGGGGCCCUUUGUUCUGUUUACGUGACGUCACUGUUUGUAAAAAGUCAUCAUUACUGCCAGUCUGGGAUGCUACAAGGCUAAGGCAUGAAGGACGUAUGCAAACCACAGCUGAAAUGUCCAUUUAAUGCUGUCAUCAUUUUACAAAUUUGUUGUUGAAAAGCUAAGACAUUUUAUGAUAAAUGAACUUCAUAAACCAGAGAGCAGCAGCCCGGUUGAGAUAACAGAUCCCACAUUAACAAGCUGUGUGUAUGCUUUGAAGAAAUAAAAAUAUUUUAGUAAAUUCUAUUAAAAUGUGAUGUAAUAAAAUUUGAUCACUGGGUGCACUGGAUGACUAAAAUAAUAAAUAACAGUGAAGAGGAGAUAUUUUCCCAUUUUAAUCCAAAAUGGGAUCAUUUUCUGGGAUACUCCUGAUAUCUACUACUUUUUUCAUGGGAUACGCUUAUCUACAUGUCUUGUGGUCAGACAAUGAGAAUAACAUAAGCAAAACAAACUUCAUUGUGAUCCUAGCUGAUGACAUGGGAUGGGGUGACUUGGCAGCAAACACUGGGACACCUAGAGAUACCCCAAAUCUGGACACAAUGGCACAAGAAGGAAUGAGAUUUACUGAUUUCCAUGCUGCCGCCUCAACGUGUUCCCCAUCUCGUGCUUCCUUGCUCACGGGGAGACUUGGAGUUCGCAAUGGAGUCACACACAACUUUGCAGUCACAUCAGCUGGAGGGCUUCCACUGAAUGAAACCACCUUAGCUGAAGUUUUAAAGGAUGCUGGAUACAUGACCGCUCUAAUCGGUAAGUGGCAUCUAGGACAUCAUAGCAACUACCACCCUAAUUUCCGUGGUUUUGAUUACUACUUUGGAAUACCUUACAGUAAUGACAUGGGUUGUUCUGAUUCACCUGGAUACAACUAUCCCUCCUGCAUGCCUUGUGCAUUUGAUACUGAUAUAGAAAGGAGCGCAGAGAAAGGCUGCUAUGAAGAAAAUGCUUUGCCUGUCUUUGAGAAUACACAGAUUAUAGAGCAGCCGGUGAAUCUAACUAAUCUGGCUGAAAGAUACGUAGAGAAGGCAAUUCAGUUUAUUCAGACAGCCAGUGAAAGUGGCAAGCCUUUUUUCCUCUACAUGGCAUUGGCACACAUGCAUGUCCCACUGCCAAAAAACCUGCACUUUGCAAAUAUGUCAGUGAGGGGUCCUUAUGGAGAUAACCUGAGGGAAAUGGACAGCGUUAUUGGAAAGAUAAAGGACAAAGUUGAUUCCACUGCCAAACAUAACACACUCAUUUGGUUUAGUAGUGAUAAUGGUCCAUGGGAACAGAAAUGUGAAUUUUCAGGAAGUGUUGGCCCAUUCCUUGGAACAUGGCAGUCAGAGCAAGGUGGCAGUUCUGCAAAAAAGACGACUUGGGAAGGAGGCCAUAGAGUUCCUACAGUAGCUUACUGGCCUGGUAGAAUUCCAGCUAAUGUAACAAGCCAUGCUUUACUAAGCAUUUUAGAUAUCUUUCCAACUGUGCUGCACUUAGCAAAUGUAAGCUUCCCACCCAACAGACGGUUUGAUGGAACAAACAUUUGUCCAAUUAUGUUUGGACAGUCACAGAAGGGACAUAAGGUAAUGGACUCUGCUUACCCCAAUGUCAUGUCAGCACAUCAGCCAAGAAGCAGAAUUUACUGUAGAUUAAUCAAUGAAACAUGUUAUGGCUAUGAAGGGCAUUUUCUGGAAGAGGUCUUCCUUAAAAGAAAGGUCCUUUUUCACCCAAACAGUGGAGCAGCUGGCAGAUAUGGAAGGUUGCAGACUGUGCGUUUAGAGAACUAUAAAGCAUUUUAUAUUACAGGUGGUGCAAAAUCCUGUGAUGGCAGUACUGGGCAAGAACAAUGGCAUGAACCACCACUGAUUUUUAACCUUAAGGAAGAUGUUGGAGAACAUACACCUCUGGAUAGCAACAGCACAGAGUUUCAGAACAUAAUGUCACAGAUCACAGACUCUCUCAAUGAUAUACUUGCAGACAUUGCAACUGAUAACGUAUCUAUGGCAGACUAUUCCCAUGAUCCCACUGUUGUCCCAUGCUGCAAUCCAAAGCAUACUGUAUGCAGGUGUAAUAUCGUCUAGACUCAUGUAAAAAAAAGUGCAUAUCUUGCAGAAGUCCUGUACUAAUAAUACCGUGAUUCCACAACACUUUGUACGUAAUGGAAAAGGUGCUUCCUGCUGUUUCAGAACUUCACUUAAGUUUACUUUGUACUUUAAAUUCACCUAAUGAAACACAGACUGACUAAGCAUAACUACUGACUUUCAGAGUGAUCUGGUGUUUUAUUCUGGUUCUGUAUUUUCUUCAUAUUCACACAGUAUGGUAUGUGAAGUUUGAAAAUUAUACUCACCUCUGCAUCUCAUUACCACAACAUGCCAAACUGCUUGCCAGUUUUCUCUCCUUAUUCUCUGUAAACAAUUUCCUUUUUCCCUUCUACUUUCUUUAUCCUUUUCCAAUAAAGCUGCUGACAGAUAUUGUCUGGAAGCAUAGAGAUCUGAUGCACUUCUUUGCGAGAGAUGCUCACCUUACUGGCACUACAUAGCAACAUAAAGAGCCAUUAAAUACACAAAUUGGGACUGCACUCC
This is a messenger RNA of Protopterus annectens (West African lungfish), 2676 nucleotides long. It is a transcript of the gene ARSG, whose product is annotated as arylsulfatase G. NCBI's taxonomy places the organism in Eukaryota, Metazoa, Chordata, Ceratodontiformes, Protopteridae. Bases 469 to 2175 code for a protein of 568 amino acids. The record is from RefSeq and is a predicted model, not a curated record. The transcript has 13 exons. Gene Ontology annotation, molecular function: arylsulfatase activity.